Molecule: messenger RNA, 15158 nt
Organism: Durio zibethinus
Lineage: Eukaryota; Viridiplantae; Streptophyta; Magnoliopsida; Malvales; Malvaceae
Product: Zinc finger, C3HC4 type (RING finger) family protein
Molecular function (GO): Hsp70 protein binding
Source: RefSeq, a predicted model, not a curated record
UAUUAAGAUUUAUUAUUAUGUAAUAUGGUAGGAAUCGGCAUCUCGAAAUUACUAAAAAAACUUUGACGUCUAGUUGGUUGACCGUAAAAACUACGUUCACCGGCGAUAAUCAGAAACCAAACGACAAAUAGCUGUAACCAAACAUUCCACCGCCAUUGGAUACUUUUUUUUCUUUUUGGCUCAAAUAUAGGAGUUUUUGUUUCAUUUCCCGCACCCAUAUGCUCUCUCUGAUUUGCCCGUAAAUAAAUCCAUCUGUAUGGCUUGAUUUCGUAUUUCCCCUCAUAAAAUUUCCACCAAAAAAAAAAAAAAAGAUAGCCCGCGAAAAUAGAAAAGAAGGGAAAGAAUGGAGACGCCGGCACGGGACUCGAUUCUUCUCGAAGACUUCGGGCAGAAAGUGGACUUGACCCGGCGGAUCCGGGAGGUCCUAUUGAACUACCCGGAGGGCACGACCGUGUUAAAGGAACUUAUUCAGAACGCCGAUGAUGCCGGCGCCACCACUGUUCGUCUCUGCCUUGAUCACCGACCGCACGGGUCGGAUUCAUUGUUGUCGGAUUCUUUGGCGCAGUGGCAAGGUCCAUCUCUGCUUGCUUACAACGACGCCGUUUUCACAGAAGAAGAUUUUGUUAGUAUUUCUAGAAUUGGCGGGAGCAGUAAACAUGGCCAAGCCUGGAAAACUGGCCGAUUCGGGGUUGGAUUCAAUUCGGUUUAUCACUUGACCGAUUUGCCUUCAUUCGUGAGUGGCAAUUACGUGGUAUUAUUUGAUCCUCAGGGUUUUUAUCUUCCCAAUGUAUCAACAGCCAAUCCUGGAAAAAGAAUUGACUAUGUUUCUUCUUCAGCUCUUUCAAUAUACCAAGAUCAAUUCCUUCCCUAUUGUGCAUUUGGUUGUGAUAUGAAAAAUCCUUUCACUGGAACUUUAUUCCGUUUUCCCUUGAGGAAUUCGGAUCAAGCUGCCCGAAGUAAGCUCUCGCGGCAAGCUUAUUCAGAGGAUGAUAUUUCCUCUAUGUUUUCACAGCUUUUUGAGGAAGGAGUUUUCUCUUUACUUUUUCUUAAAAGUGUAUUGUCUAUAGAAAUGUAUACCUGGGAUGCUGGAGAAUCUGAGCCGAAAAAGCUUUUUUCGUGCUCUGUUAGCUCCCCCAAUGAUGACAUUGUUUGGCACCGGAAAGCACUUCUAAGAUUGUCAAAAUCAGUUAAUAGUACAAAUAAUGAGGUGGAUGCGUAUUCAGUCCAAUUCUUGAGUGAAGUGAUGACGGGAAGUGAACGUAGAAAGAGGAUUGAUACUUUUUAUAUGGUGCAAACAAUGGCUUCUGCUUCUAGUAGGAUUGGUUCUUUUGCUGCUACUGCUUCCAAAGAGUACGAUAUUCACCUGCUACCUUGGGCAUCGGUUGCAGCAUGUAUAUCGGACGAUUCAUCAGAUAAUGCUGUUCUGAAGCUUGGUCAGGCAUUCUGUUUUCUUCCUUUGCCAGUGAGAACUGGGCUGACAGUGCAAGUUAAUGCAUACUUCGAGGUCUCCUCGAACCGACGUGGCAUUUGGUAUGGAGCAGAUAUGGACAGAAGUGGAAAAAUUCGUUCUAUAUGGAAUAGGCUUCUUUUGGAAGAUGUUAUAGCUCCUAUUUUUAUGCAAAUGCUGCUGGGUGUGCAAAAGCUGCUAGGUCCAACAAAUUCAUACUAUUCUUUGUGGCCCAGGGGUUCCUUUGACGAGCCAUGGAGCAUUUUGGUCGAGCACAUAUACAAAAAUAUCGGUAAUUCUGCUGUGCUGUAUUCUGAUCUAGGAGGAGGAAAGUGGGUCUCACCAGUAGAAGCUUUUCUUCAUGAUGAGGCGUUUGGAAAGAGCAAGGAACUUGCUGAAGCCCUGCUGCAGCUAGGAAUGCCAAUUGUCCAUUUGCCAAAUUACCUGUUUGAUAUGUUUCUGAAAUAUGCUACUGAUUUUCAGCAAAAAGUUGUCACUUCAGAUACAGUGCGCCAUUUUCUUAGGUUUUGCAAAACUCUUACGAGCUUGAGCAAAUCCUAUAAACUUGUAUUAUUGGAAUAUUGUCUGGAGGACUUGAUUGAUGCUGAUGUAGGUACUUAUGCUAAUAACCUGUCAUUGAUUCCUUUGGCGAAUGGUGAUUUUGGUUUAUUUUCAGAAGCCAUGAAAGGGGUUUCUUAUUUUGUUUGUAAUGAGUUAGAAUACAUGCUGCUUCGACAAAUUUCUGAUAGAAUAAUUGACAGGACCAUUCCCCUUAGCAUACUGAGUAGGCUAUCUGCUAUUGCAACGUCAUCAAAAUCAAAUCUCACUGUUUUCGGUAUUCAGCAUUUUGUUAAGUUAUUUCCUAGAUUUGUACCUGCUGAAUGGAGAUAUAAAAGCAAAGUUCUCUGGGAACCAGAUUCAUCUUCUGCUUAUCCAACUAAAUCCUGGUUUAUGCUAUUUUGGCAAUAUAUCCAGAAUCAGGGUGAGGGAUUAUCGUUGUUUGGUGAUUGGCCUAUCUUGCCUGCAACCUCUGGAUAUUUAUAUCGACCUUCUAGACAGUCAAAGCUUAUCAAGGCAGAGAAACUUUCUGAUAGAAUUCAAGACAUUCUUGUGAAGAUUGGAUGCAAGAUACUGGACCCUGAUUAUGGUGUUGAACAUCCUGAUUUGUCUCAUUAUGUAUUUGAUUCCAAUUUUUCAGGUGUUUUGGAAUCCAUUUUUGAUGUUGUCUCUUCAAAUGGCAGUAUGAUACAAACAUUUAGUUGUAACUUGACAUCUGAAGAGAGGAAUGAGCUACGUGAAUUUCUUCUUGAUCCAAAAUGGUAUGUGGGAGAUUCUGUUAACAGUUCUAGAAUAAAAAAGUGCAGGAAACUGCCCAUUUAUAGAGUCUAUACUGGAGAAUCUGUUCAACAUUUUUGUUUUUCUGACUUAGAGAAUCCUCAAAAGUACUUACCUCCUUUAGGAAUUCCCAAGUAUCUUCUUGGAGGUGAAUUCAUUCUUUGCUCCUCAAAUAGUGAAGAAGAGAUUUUGUUAAGAUAUUAUGAAGUUGAGAGAAUGGGGAAAGCUUGCUUUUACAGGCAGCAAGUGUUAAAUAGUAUAAAAGAAAUGCAUACUGAAGUUCGUGACAGUGUUAUGCUUUCGAUUCUGGAAAACCUGCCACAGUUAUCUCUUGAAGACACAUCUCUUCGGGAUUACUUGAGAAAUUUGGAAUUUGUUCCUACCAUUACUGGUGCACUUAAAUGUCCUUCAAUGUUUUAUGAUCCUCGUAACGACGAAUUAUAUGCUUUGCUAGAAGACUCUGAUAGUUUCCCCUCUGGCCCUUUCCAAGAAUCUGGCAUCUUGGACAUGCUGCAGGGUUUGGGCCUUAGGACAUCUGUAACUCCUGAGACCGUCAUAGAAAGUGCCCGACAAGUUGAGCGAAUGAUGAAUGAAGAUCAGGAAAAGGCACAUUCAAGAGGUAAAAUACUUCUUUCAUACUUAGAAGUAAAUGCGAUGAAAUGGCUUCCCAAUCAAUCAAGUGAUGAUCAAGGAACUGUAAACAGAAUAUUCUCACGAGCUGCAACUGCAUUUAAGCCUCGCAACAUGAGAUCUGACCUGGAAAAGUUUUGGAAUGAUCUCCGAAUGAUUUGUUGGUGUCCGGUGUUAGUUUCUUCUCCAUUUCAAGCUUUACCAUGGCCUGUUGUAUCAUCCAAAGUUGCUCCCCCAAAGCUUGUGAGAUUGCAAACAGACUUGUGGCUUGUUUCCGCAAGCAUGCGAAUACUAGAUGGUGAAUGUUCUUCGACAGCAUUGUCCUAUAACCUGGGAUGGCUAGCUCCACCAGGGGGGAGUGCAAUUGCUGCCCAGUUGCUUGAGCUUGGGAAAAACAAUGAGAUUGUGAAUGAACAGGUGCUCCGUCAGGAGUUAGCUCUAGCAAUGCCAAGGAUAUACUCUAUAUUAAUGAACAUGAUUGGUUCUGAUGAGAUGGACAUUGUAAAGGCUGUUUUGGAAGGUUGCCGUUGGAUUUGGGUGGGAGAUGGUUUUGCAACUUCUGAUGAGGUAGUUCUUGAUGGUCCUCUUCACUUGGCUCCUUAUAUACGUGUUAUACCAAUGGAUUUAGCAGUUUUCAAGGAGUUAUUCUUGGAGCUUGGCAUUCGAGAGUUUUUGAAGCCCUCUGAUUAUGCUAAUAUUUUAGGCAGAAUGGCUGCCAGAAAAGGUUCAUCUCCACUUGAUGCCAACGAAAUCAGGGCAGCGAUACUGAUUGUUCAGCAUCUUUCAGGGGUUCAAUUUCAUGAACAAGUUAAGAUCUAUUUGCCAGAUGUAUCAGGGAGGCUAUUCCCUGCUAAUGAUUUAGUUUAUAAUGAUGCCCCCUGGUUGCUUGGGUCCGAUGACACUGAUACCUUAUUUAGUGGUCCAUCUGCUGCAGUCUUGAAUGCAAGGAGAACUCAUAAAUUUGUUCAUGGAAACAUAUCAAAUGAGGUUGCAGAGAAGCUUGGUGUCUGCUCACUUCGUAGAAUCUUGCUAGCUGAGAGCGCUGACUCAAUGAAUUUGAGUUUAUCUGGAGCCGCAGAAGCCUUUGGACAGCAUGAAGCCUUGACAACAAGGCUCAGACAUAUACUCGAGAUGUAUGCAGAUGGACCUGGAAUUCUCUUUGAGCUGGUUCAAAAUGCUGAAGAUGCAGGAGCUUCUGAGGUGAUCUUUCUUUUGGAUAAAACUCAAUAUGGAACUUCUUCUGUUCUCUCUCCUGAAAUGGCUGACUGGCAAGGCCCUGCCCUUUACUGCUUCAAUGAUUCUGUAUUUAGUCCACAAGAUUUAUAUGCAAUAUCUCGUAUUGGUCAGGAAAGCAAACUUGAAAAGCCUUUUGCAAUUGGAAGAUUUGGAUUGGGCUUUAAUUGUGUUUAUCAUUUCACAGACAUUCCCACGUUUGUUUCUGGGGAAAACAUCGUUAUGUUUGAUCCUCAUGCUAGUUAUUUGCCAGGGAUCUCCCCCUCCCACCCGGGGCUGAGAAUAAAAUUUGUGGGGAGAAAGGUGUUAGAGCAGUUUCCUGAUCAAUUUUCUCCAUUUUUAUAUUUUGGCUGUGACUUGCAGCAAUUUUUUCCGGGCACUCUUUUCCGCUUCCCUCUUAGGAGCUCUAGUGUUGCUUCACGGAGCCAGAUUAAGAAAGAAGGAUAUUCCCCUGAUGAUGUUAUGUCUCUCUUUGCUUCUUUCUCUACUGUUGUUUCUGAAGCUCUUCUGUUUCUUCGUAGCGUGAAGUCUGUCUCCAUUUUUGUGAAGGAAGGAACUGGUCAUGAAAUGCAACUCAUGCAUCGUGUGCAGAGAAACUGCAUUAGUGAGCCAGAAAUGAAUUCUGAUGCUUUGCAUCAAAUGUUUGGCCUUAUUGAUGCAAAACAGCAUGGUGGAAUGGAUAAAGAUCAAUUGCUGAAGAAAUUGAGUAAGUCUAUAGUUAGAGAUUUGCCAUAUAAAUGUCAGAAGAUUGUGGUGACCGAACAAAACUCAGCUGGUAUUAUGUCACACUGUUGGAUCACUGGUGAAUGUUUAGGCAGUGGGCGAGCUAAAACCAACAGUAUAGUUUCUGAUGACAAGAUUCAUAAAUCAAUCCCCUGGGCUUGUGUUGCUGCACAUAUACACUCUGUCAAGGUGGAUGGAGAAAUGUUUGGUGCCUUUAGCCAGGAGAAUGCUUGUACUGCUGAUCUUUUUCAAUUUUCUAUGCAUUCCAUUCAAGAUAGGAAGCACAUUGAGGGCCGUGCUUUUUGCUUUUUGCCUCUGCCAAUCAUUACUGGUCUUCCAGCACAUGUUAAUGCAUAUUUUGAGUUGUCAUCAAAUCGGAGAGACAUUUGGUUUGGUAAUGACAUGGCUGGUGGUGGGAAAAAACGCUCAGACUGGAAUAUUUACCUCCUUGAAGAUGUUGUUGCUCCUGCAUAUGGUCACUUGCUUGAGAAAAUUGCUUCACUUAUUGGUCCAUCUGAAUUGUUCUUUUCAUUUUGGCCAACAACGACAGGAUUAGAGCCUUGGGCAUCUGUGGUUCGGAAACUUUAUAUUUUCAUUGCUGAGUUUGGUCUUCGUAUAUUGUACACAAAAGCUAGAGGGGGGCAGUGGAUUUCAACAAAACAAGCUAUUUUUCCUGAUUUUGCCUUCCAUAAAGCUCAUGAGCUUGUUGAAGCACUAUGUGAUGCUAGUCUACCUCUUGCAAAUGUUCCCAAACCAGUUGUAGAGCGAUUCACGGAAGCCUGCCCAUUGUUACAUUAUCUGACACCUCAGCUUUUAAGGUCUCUGUUGACUCAGCGAAAACGUGUUUUCAAGAACAGGAAUGCAGUGAUCUUGACCCUUGAAUAUUGCUUACUUGACUUAAAAAUUCCCGUUCAAGCUGAUUGUUUGUUUGGUUUACCUUUGUUACCUCUUGCGGAUGGCUCAUUUACAACCUUUGAGAAGACUGGAGCUGGUGAAAGAAUAUAUAUUGCAAGGGGGGAUGAAUAUCGUCUUCUCAAGGAUUUACUUCCACAACAAUUGGUUUAUUGUGAACUUCCGGAAGUGGUUCAUAGCAAACUAUGUGAUUUGGCCCAAAGUGAGCUAUCAAAUAUUUCUUUUCUGUCAUGCCAUUUGCUUGAGAAGCUGUUUUUAAAGUUACUUCCAGCUGAUUGGCAGCUUGCUAAGAAGGUAAGCUGGGUGCCUGGUUAUCAAGGCCAGCCAAGUUUAGAAUGGAUAACUUUGCUGUGGAAUUAUUUGAAGUUGUGUUGUGAUGACCUCUCAAUAUUUUAUAAGUGGCCUAUACUGCCAGUUGAAGAAAAUUAUCUUUUGCAACUAGUUAAAAGUUCAAAUGUGAUUAAAUAUGAUGGGUGGAGUGAGAACAUGUCUACUUUGUUGCUAAAAGUUGGUUGUUUAUUUUUAAGGCAUGACUUGGAAAUACAGCAUCCACAUCUAGAACUCUUUGUUCAGUCUCCAACAGCAAGUGGAAUAUUAAAUGCAUUUCUGGCAGUGGCCAAUAAUGGUAAAAUGGAGAGCAUUGAGGGGCUUUUCGUUGAUGCAUUAGAAGGGGAGCUGCAUGAACUUCGUUGUUAUAUUUUGCAGUCGAAGUGGUUCCUUGAAGAGCAGAUAACCGACAUGCAUAUUGACAUCAUUAAACAUAUUCCUAUGUUUGAGUCGUAUAGAAAUAGAAAACUAGUCAGCCUGAGUAAACCUAUCAAAUGGCUUAAACCUGAUGGCAUCUGUGAGGAUAUAUUAAAUGAUGAUUUUGUGCGAGCAGAAUCUGAAAGGGAGAGAAUCAUUCUGACAAGGUAUUUGGAUAUUAGAGAGCCAUCAAAGGUGGAAUUCUAUAAAAGUUAUGUUCUUAAUCACAUGUCAGAAUUCCUUUCAAAGCAGGGAGCUUUUCCUGCCAUUUUACAUGAUGUGAAGCUUCUAAUUGAGGAAGACAUCUCCAUCAGAUCUGCACUCUCCACAACACCUUUUGUUCUGGCAGCAAAUGGUUCUUGGCAGCCACCAUCCAGGCUUUAUGAUCCUCGAGUCCCUGGGUUACAAAAAGUGCUCCAUAAAGAAGUUUUCUUCCCUUCUGAGAAGUUCACGGAUCCUGAAACUUUAGACACUUUAGUUAGCCUUGGAUUGAGAAGGACUUUAGGCUUUAUCGGUUUUCUUGAUUGUGCUAGAUCUGUUUCUGUACUGCAUGAAUCUGGGGACCCAGAAGCAGCAAAUUGUGGGAGGAAGUUGCUUCUCUAUUUAGAUGCUCUUGCAUGUAAGCUUUCAUCUGAGAGAGAAGGUGAUGCAGAAAAAAUUCCUGCAUCAGAAAGCAAUAACAAAGAGAUGCCAAGUGCCGUAUUUUAUCAGAAUAUUGAUAUUUCAGAAGGUGCUGCAGUUGCUCUUGACCCCUCUAACAGGGAGGAAACCAUUUGUAAGGAUGAUAUAGACAUUGACAGUGUUAUAGGGGACUUGAUUGGCAAUAUGCCUGAAGAAGAUUUUUGGUCUGAAAUGAAAACCAUCGUUUGGUGCCCAGUUUUUGUCAAUCCCCCUUUUCAAGGACUCCCAUGGUUAAAAUCCACUAGCCAUCUAGUAUCCCCGAGCGUUGUGAGACCUAAAUCUCAGAUGUGGAUGGUGUCCUCUACGAUGCAUAUCCUAGAUGGUCAAUGUGACUUACUAUAUCUACAACAUAGGCUUGGUUGGAUGGAUCAGCUAAACAUGCAUGUUCUUUCAACACAAUUAAUUGAGCUGUCCAAGUCCUACUACCAGCUGAAGUUACAUUCUUUGGUGGAGCCUGAUUUUGAUGCUGCACUACAACAGGGCAUAACAGUGCUUUAUUCUAAAUUGCAAGAACAUAUUGGUACUGAUGAUUUUAUGGUGUUGAAAUCUGCUUUGGAUGGUGUUUCAUGGGUUUGGAUUGGAGAUGAUUUUGUUUCUUCAAAUGCACUUGCAUUUGAUUCUCCUGUGAAGUUUACUCCUUAUUUGUAUGUUGUCCCAUCUGAGUUAGUAGAAUUUAGAGAUUUGCUCUUGGAAUUAGGUGUCAGACUCAGUUUUGGUAUUUGGGACUACGUCCAUGUUCUACAAUGCCUACAGAAUGAUUUGAAGGGGCUUCCUUUAUCAGCUGAGCAACUUGAUUUUGUCAAUUGUGUCCUUGAAGCCAUUGCUGACAGUUCAUCAGACAAACCUUUUUUUGAGGCUUCUAAUACUCCAUUGCUAAUUCCAGAUUCAUGUGGUGUUUUGAUGUCUGCUGGGGAGCUGGUGUAUAAUGAUGCACCAUGGAUAGAAAAUAGUGCUCUGUUUAGCAAACAUUUUAUACAUCCAAGUAUCAACAAUGAUUUAGCAAAUAGGUUGGGUGUAAAAUCGCUCCGCUGUCUCUCUUUAGUAAGCGAAGAUAUGACUAAAGAUCUGCCAUGCAUGGAUUUUGCAAGAAUAAAGGAACUUCUGUCUCUGUAUGGCAACAAUGAAUUUUUGUUGUUUGACCUGCUUGAGUUGGCAGAUUGCUGUAAAGCUAAGAAGCUACACCUAAUAUUUGACAAGAGGGAGCAUCCUCACCAGUCUUUGCUGCAGCACAACUUAGUUGAAUUUCAAGGGCCAGCAUUGGUAGCUAUUUUGGAAGGGGCCAGCUUGAAUAGAGAGGAGAUAAGUGGCCUUCAGCUGCUCCCUCCCUGGAGACUUCGUACUAAUACUCUAAACUAUGGGUUGGGAUUGCUAAGCUGUUACUUCAUAUGUGAUCUCCUGUCUAUUAUCUCUGGUGGCUACUUCUAUAUGUUCGAUCCUCGUGGUGUAGCACUUUCUGUAGCGUCAAGUCAUGCUGCAGCAGCAAAAAUGUUUUCUUUGAUUGGUACUAGUUUGACUGAAAGAUUUCGUGAUCAGUUUAUUCCAAUGCUGAUUGAUCAAAAAAUGCCAUGGUCAUCAUCGGACUUUACAAUUAUUCGCAUGCCUCUAUCACCAGAAUGCUUGAAAGAUGGACUUGAAUUGGGAUUGAAGAAAGUAAAUCAAAUAAUUGACAGAUUUUUGGAGCAUGCGUCUAGGAUGCUUAUUUUCUUAAAGUCAGUUUUGCAGGUGUCAGUUUCAACAUGGGAGGAAGGAUGUACACAGCUUUGUCAGGAUUAUUCUGUUUUUAUUGAUCCAUCAUCCGCUAUCUUGAGGAAUCCAUUUUCUGAAAAGAAAUGGAGAAAGUUUCAAAUAUCCAGGCUAUUUAGCAACUCAAAUGCUGCUGUUAAAUUGCAUGUGAUUGAUGUGAACAUAUUCCAAAGAGGAACUAGAUUUGUGGACAGAUGGCUUGUUGUGCUCAGCCUGGGUUCUGGACAAACCAGAAACAUGGCUCUUGAUAGGCGCUAUUUAGCAUACAAUUUGACACCUGUAGCUGGAGUUGCAGCUCAUGUAUCCCGCAAUGGUCAUCCAGCUAAUGGUCAUCUAACAAGCUCCAUUAUGACUCCUCUUCCUCUGUCUGGUGUUAUAACUUUACCAGUCACUGUCCUUGGAUGUUUUCUUGUGCGCCAUAAUGGUGGUCGUUAUCUCUUUAAAUACCAAAAUAAUGAAGUAUUGCAUGAGGUGCAACCUGAUGCUGGAGAUCAGUUGAUAGAAGCUUGGAACAGAGAACUGAUGUCUUGUGUUCGCGAUUCCUACAUAGAAAUGGUCGUGGAAAUGCAGAAAUUAAGAAGAGAUCCUUCAACUUCUAGUAUUGAUUCAAGUUCCAGUCAUGCAGUUGCUCUGUCUUUGAAGGCCUAUGGAGAUCAAAUUUAUUCCUUCUGGCCAAGGUCUAAUGGUUAUAUACUGAGUAAUGGAGCUGAUGAUGAUAGUAAAUCAGCAUCAGCCGAAGUGCUUAAAGCUGAUUGGGAAUGCUUGAUUGAACAAGUUAUAAGGCCAUUCUACACCCGCCUGGUUGACCUACCAGUUUGGCAGCUGUACUCGGGAAAUUUAGUCAAGGCUGAAGAAGGUAUGUUUCUCUCCCUGCCUGGCAAUGGGGUGGGUGGUAAUUUGCUUCCAGCUACUGUUUGUAGCUUUGUGAAGGAACACUAUCAGGUAUUUUCAGUACCGUGGGAGUUGGUGAAUGAAAUCCAUGCAGUGGGAAUUACAGUUCGAGAAAUUAAACCUAAAAUGGUUUGUGAUCUUUUGAAGGUUUCAUCAACUUCUAUUGUUCUUCGAUCUGUUGAUACUUUUAUAGAUGUUCUUGAGUAUUGCUUGUCUGAUAUUCAGUUCCCAGGAUCAGCUAACUGUCAUGGAAAUGAUAUGUUAGUGGACCCCAUUAACCCAAAUGCUUUUAUUAGAGGCACUAAUGAAGUGGGUAGCAGUUCUGAUUCGGUAUUGAUGCCUAAUGUGCGGACUUAUCAUGGCUCCUCUUCCCAGAAUACAGCCAUUUCAGGUGAUGCACUUGAAAUGGUCACAAAUUUGGGGAAGGCUUUAUUUGAUUUUGGCCGUGGAGUUGUUGAGGAUAUUGGUAGGGCUGGAGCCUUGGCUCAGAGGGACAAUAUAGCUGGUAGCAGUAACAGCAGAAAUGGUAAUGGAGACGCAAAACUUUUGUCAAUAGCUGCUGAGGUCAAGCGCUUGCCAUGUCCAACUGCAACAAAUCAUUUAGCACGCUUGGGGGUGACUGAACUUUGGUUAGGAAACAAGGAGCAACAGUCGUUGAUGAUGCCUUUAGCAGCAAAAUUUGUCCACUCAAAAGUGUUGGAUAGGUCAAUUUUAGCAGAUAUUUUUUCAAAACAUGCCAUUCAAACAUCACUUAAAUUGAAGAGUUUCUCUUUUCACUUGAUGGCUACUCAUUUGAGAUUACUUUUUCACGAUAACUGGGUCAAUCAUGUUAUGGAGUCAAAUAUGGCUCCUUGGUUUUCCUGGGAGAAUACAUCAAGUUCUGGUGGUGAAGGUGGUCCUUCCCCUGAAUGGAUAAGAACCUUUUGGAAAAGCUUUGGUCGAUCCUCAGAGGACCUCUCUCUCUUUUCUGAUUGGCCAUUAAUUCCUGCCUUUCUUGGUAGGCCAAUUUUAUGUCGUGUAAGGGAGUGCCAUCUGGUCUUCAUUCCACCUCCUAUUACCGAUCGAACAUCUGGUGAUGGCAUCAUGGAUGCAACUGCAAUACAACGUGAUCUAACUGGAGUAUCUGUCAAUCAAACUUCUGACUCUGAUUCAAUUCAACUCUACAUUUCAGCUUUUGAAACAUCCAAAAAUCGUUACCCUUGGUUGGUAUCAUUGUUGAAUCAGUGCCAUAUCCCUGUUUUUGAUGUUGCUUUCAUGGAUUGUGCUACCUCUUGCAAUGUUCUUCCUGCAUCCAGCCAAUCAUUAGGGCAAGUUAUUGCCUCCAAGCUCGUUGCAGCUAAACACGCUGGCCUUUUUCCUGAACUUACAUCAUUUUCUGCUUCUGAUCGAGAUGAACUUCUUAAUCUUUUUGCUCUUGAUUUCUCUAAUAAUGGUUCCAGAUAUGGAAGAGAAGAACUCGAAGUGUUGCGGUUGUUGCCUAUCUACAGAACAGUUUUGGGCUCAUGCACAGGAUUAAACAACCAAGAACAUUGUAUAAUCUCAUCAAAUUCAUUCCUUAAACCAUGUGAUGAGCGCUGCCUAUCUUAUUCCACAGAUUCAAUUGAAUGUUCACUACUUCGAGCUCUUGGGGUCCCUGAGUUGCGUGAUCAACAAAUUUUGGUAAGGUUUAGUCUGCCUUGUUUUGAAGAAAAACCUCUGAAUGAGCGAGAGGAUAUAUUAAUCUAUCUUUAUACAAAUUGGCAAGACCUCCAAGCCGAUUCUUCUGUAGUUGAAGCUCUAAGAGGAACUAAUUUUGUCCGGAAUGCUGAUGAAUUUUCUUCUGAUUUAUACAAGCCUAAGGACUUGUUUGAUCCAGGGGAUGCUUUACUAGCAUCUGUAUUUUCUGGUGAGAGGAAGAAAUUUCCUGGUGAAAGGUUUAGUACAAAUGGGUGGCUGCAUAUUCUACGGAAGGUGGGCCUUAGAACUGCAACAGAAGCUGAUGUGAUACUUGAAUGUGCCAAAAGGGUAGAGUUUCUUGGAAGUGAGUGCAUGAAGUCUACUGGCGAUUUUGAUGAUUUUGAGAUGGACAUGACCUACUGUCAUGGUGAAGUCUCUAUGGAAGUGUGGACUUUGGCUGGAUCUGUUAUUGAAGCUGUGCUCACAAACUUUGCUGUCCUUUAUGGAAACAACUUCUGUAAUCUCUUAGGGGAGAUUUCUUGUGUACCGGCUGAAUUAGGCUUGCCAAAUGUGGGUGGCAAGAGAGUUCUUGCUUCCUAUAGUGAAGCUAUUCUAUCAAAGGACUGGCCUCUUGCUUGGAGCUGUGCUCCUAUACUCUCUAGACAAAAUGUUAUUCCUCCUGAAUACUCGUGGGGGGCACUGCACCUGAGGAGUCCUCCGGCCUUUGCUACAGUCCUAAAACAUCUACAGAUUAUUGGGAAAAAUGGUGGUGAAGACACUCUUGCUCACUGGCCUACUGCAUCCGGCAUGAUGACCAUUGAUGAUGCUUCUUAUGAAGUUUUGAAAUAUUUGGAUAAAAUUCGGGGUUCCCUCUCUUCUUCAGAUAUAGCAAAGCUGCAUGGAAUAGCAUUUCUGCCUGCUGCAAAUGGAACACGCCUAGUGCCAGCUAACUCUCUUUUUGCACGUUUGACAAUUAAUUUGGCUCCGUUCGCAUUUGAACUUCCUUCUCUAUAUCUUCCUUUUGUGAACAUUCUUAAGGAUUUGGGACUUCAGGACAUGCUAUCAGUUGCUUCUGCAAAAGAGCUUCUGUUAAAUCUGCAGCAAGCAUGUGGAUAUCAGCGCCUAAAUCCAAAUGAACUCCGUGCUGUGAUGGAAAUUCUAUAUUUUGUCUGCGAUGGAACUGUUGAGGCAAAUAUGCUUGAUAGGCUUGACUGGAAAUCAGAUGCUGUAGUCCCAGAUGAUGGUUGCAGACUCGUUCAUGCAAAAUCUUGUGUCUACAUUGAUUCAUAUGGCUCUAGAUUUGUUAAGCAUAUUGACUUUUCUAGGUUAAAAUUUGUUCACCCAAAUCUUCCGGAAAGAAUAUGUACAUUCUUAGGCAUCAAAAAGCUAUCUGAUGUUGUCACUGAGGAACUCCAUAAUGAAGACAGUUUAGAGACUUUGGAUAGUAUUGGCACCAUCCCAUUAGCUGUUGUCAGAGAGAAGCUAUUAAGCAGAUCCUUUCAGGGUGCUCUGUGGACUCUUGUAACUAGCAUAGCCGGUUAUGUUCCAGAAAUUAAUAAUAUGGCUUUGGGAACUGUGCAGAGUUCUCUAGAAUCUCUUGCAGACAAGUUGCAGUUUGUUAAGUGCCUUCAUACCCGUUUUUGGCUCCUAUCAAGGUCUCUAGAUAUUACCUUUGUAUCUAAGGAUUCUGUAAUUCCAGGGUGGGAGAAUGGAUCUAGACAUCGGGCUCUUUACUUCAUCAACCAGUCUAAAAGCUGUAUUUUCGUUGCUGAGCCUCCAGCUUAUAUAUCUGUUCUUGAUGUUGUAGCAACUGUUGUAAGCCAGGUUUUAGGAUCCCCAAUCCCAUUGCCUAUAGGAUCUUUAUUUUCCUGUCCUGAAGGGUCUGAGGCUGUAAUUGUUGACAUUCUAAAACUUUGUUCUGACAAGAGAGAAGAAAUUGAAGCCACUUGUAACAAUUUGAUGGGCAAAGAAAUAAUACCUCAAGAUGCUCUUCAAGUGCAACUUCACCCAUUGAGGCCAUUUUAUAGGGGAGAAAUAGUGGCUUGGCGGACUCAAAAUGGAGAGAAGUUGAAAUAUGGUAGAGUUCCAGAGGAUGUCAGACCUUCUGCAGGCCAAGCCCUCUAUAGAUUCAAGGUGGAAACAGCACCAGGAAUGACUGAAUCUCUUCUUUCUUCACAGGUUUUCUCAUUUAGAAGUGUAUCAAUGGGAAACAAUGCUUCCUCAGCAAUCUUGCCUGAGGAUAAUCAUGUUAUAACUGAUAACAGGACUCACAAUGAGAUGCCAGAAAGUUCUGAAAGAGGCAGAAGAAAAUCAUCUCAGCCUAUUAAAGAGCUCCAGUAUGGCCGAGUGUCAGCUGCAGAACUGGUUCAGGCAGUUAACGAGAUGCUUUCUGCAGCUGGAAUCAACUUGGAUGUGGAGAAGCAGUCACUAUUGCAGAAAACUGUAACCCUCCAAGAACAAUUGAAAGAAUCCCGAACAGCACUUCUGCUUGAACAGGAAAAGGUUGAUGUUGCUGUAAAAGAAGCUGAUACAGCAAAAGCAGCAUGGCUUUGCCGGGUCUGUUUGAGCAAUGAAGUUGACAUGACAAUAGUUCCUUGCGGCCAUGUACUUUGUCGUAGAUGCUCAUCUGCAGUUUCUCGGUGUCCGUUCUGUCGGCUUCAGGUAAAAGAAACCACCAGAAUUUACCGGCCAUGACAACCUCAAAAGUUCUUUAAGAGGUUAUUUGUGAUUUAUUUGCCAUUAUGGCAUUGACGUUAUUCAACUCGCAUGCUUCAAGUCUUUUUUCUUUCUCCCUCCUUUACCAAGAAGUGGUAAGAAAAUUGUACAUAGGUAUGGACACAAAUUUUUUGAUGUUGUGAGGAUCUUCUUGAAUGGCUUAUCUACAAGAUCCUUUUUACGUACAGAAGAAAGUGGAAAUGGAUAGCGUCUUUGUUGUUAUAGUAGAAGAGAAGGGAAAGUGACACCAUUGUCUUGUCGCUAAUUCUUUGCUUUUAUUUGAAAAUAUGUACGUCUCUGUAAAGAAAUUUCGGACGAACCUCUCAAUCUCUUCUUUCGUCCUGCUACCUGGUAAAAGACGUUUUCCUUUGUGCAUGUUCUGUUGCUCUGUAAAAUGGAGAUGACAGUGUACCAAUCCCUUCCCCGAACCUCUUGCUUGCUAAGCCAU